AUGGCGUGGGGCACCUUCGGGGCAUCGCCGGGAGCGCCGCCGAACCCGGGUUUCGCGGGCGCAUCCUCCCGGGAGGCGGGCGGGAUCCGCCGAGCCCGACGGCUGGCGGUGCUGGGCACCGCCGCGGGGCUCGCGUCGGGGCUCGGGAUCCAGCGCAGGGCCGCGCACGCCAAGAUGGGGCCCGGCGGCACCGGCGGCGGCACCGGAUCCGAUGGACAGGGUAAGCGACCCGCCGUCGGCGCCUUCACGCACGCGAUGGCCGGCGCGUUCGCCGGGGGAGUCUCGCGCGUCGCCGUCGCCCCGCUCGACGUCGUCAAGAUCCGCAUGCAGGUGCAGGUGGAGCCCGUGCUGAACGGCGUCGCGGGGGGCAAGUACAGGGGCAUCGUGCAGUGCGCGACGACCAUCUUGAAGGAGGAGGGCGCUCGCGGGCUGUGGGCCGGCACCGUUCCCGCGCUCUUCCUGUGGGUGCCCUACACCGCCAUCCAAUUCGCGUCGCUGGGCGAGUUCCGCAGGCGAGCGCGCGAGGCGGGACGCGACCCGACCGCGCCGCCGUGGGCCUUCCUCGGCGGCGCCAUCGCGGGCGCGUCCGCCACCGUGUGCACGUACCCGUUCGACGUCAUGCGCACCGUGCUCGCGGCGCAGGGCUCCCCGAGGGUGUACCAUUCGCUGGCGCAGGCGGCCACCGGCAUCGUUCGAGAUAGGGGCGUCGCCGGGCUGUACGCCGGGUGCGGCGUGACCCUCAUCGAAAUCAUACCCGCGUCCGCCAUACAGUUCGGCGCCUACGCGGCGCUGAGGAACCUGGCGACGCGCGGUGGCGUCUACGGGGACGAUGGGGAAAUCGAAUCGAACCGGGGCGGCGGGGGCGAGCGGAAAAAGAUGGACGAAGCGGGCGAACGGAGGAUCGAUCCGGCGACCAACGCGGCGUGCGGCUUCGGCGCCGGGACCGUCGCGCGGCUCAUCAUCCACCCACUGGACGUGGUGAAGAAGCGGUUCCAGGUGGCGGGGUUGGCGAGGAGCCUGAGGUACGGCGAACGCGUGGCGCCCGCGGCGUACGCGAAUUUCGCGAGCGCGGUCGGCGCAAUCCUGAAAAAGGAGGGAGUCGCGGGCUUUUACAAGGGUCUGCUCCCCGGGGUGAUCAAGUCGGCGCCGGCGUCCGCGAUCACGUUCGCGGUGUACGAGGCGACGAUGGUGGCGCUGUCGGCGAUGAACGCGGGUGAGCGAUGA
Messenger RNA from Micromonas commoda, 1224 nucleotides. RefSeq names its product mitochondrial carrier family. NCBI's taxonomy places the organism in Eukaryota, Viridiplantae, Chlorophyta, Mamiellophyceae, Mamiellales, Mamiellaceae. Bases 1 to 1224 code for a protein of 407 amino acids. The transcript has a single exon. Gene Ontology annotation, biological process: thiamine pyrophosphate transmembrane transport. Gene Ontology annotation, cellular component: mitochondrial inner membrane. The record is from RefSeq and is a predicted model, not a curated record. Gene Ontology annotation, molecular function: thiamine transmembrane transporter activity.